ACAGUAGUGACAUUGACAAGAAAGACAAUUCGCUGGCUGGCACUUCUGCUGUCAGCUGUAUUUGUGUUUUGGUGUGAAAAUGACCGCAGAAACAGUUCAAAAUACAACAAAAACGUUUAAAUUCUCGUUUCCAACAUGUACCAACGAAGAUUUGCUGUUCAAAUUGGAGGUCCCCGUGGAGAUACCUCACAGCGGAUCCACGAGAGAGCUCGUGCAAAGAGUUAUCAACAUGUUUCACAUUCCAGUGUAUUUAGAAGAUGAACUCAAUGAAAAGCUAGCAGAAUUUGUCACUGAAGAGACAAAAAACUUCCACAAUGACCGUGAUGAAAAGCUCCUUAAUCAGCUCAAAAACAGUGAACUUAACGUAGAAGGCAUCGUCAAAAACUGGGAGAAGAUGUUCAAGGACAACGUCAUGGAGUUUGCGGAACAAAAAGGAACGUCGGACGAGGAAGUCUUUGCUGCAGCGUACCAUAAGCUUGUGCAUUCACCGGCGUUAGAAACAAUACUGCAAGUUGAAAAUUCAUAUGCUAAGACUGUAAUGAAUACUGUGAAGAAUAGGGAUGAAGAUAUCAAGGUCCUAACUCAGAGCCAAACAGAAGAAAUGGAAGAGAAAGUCCGGCUGCUAAACCUAUCAACAACAGAGGAGGAGAUCAACGAGCUAGCAGCGGAACACUUUGAGCAACAGAGCCUGGCGGCCGGGCGGUGGGGCUCGCAGCUGGAUGCCUUGGCUCAGGCGCAGCGGGCGCAUUAUAGGGCUUGGCUCAUGCGCACGCUUGAGCAGUACCAGCAUAGCGCGCAACUGCACACGCCCACUACCAGCAUAGUGCGCAACUGCACACGCCCACGUGAGUUAAUUUCGAAUUAUCUUUCAAAUCAGAGCCUUGUUACCGGCCGCUGGGGCUCGCAGUUGGACGCCUUGGCUCAGGCGCAGCGGGCGCACUAUAGGGCCUGGCUCAUGCGCACGCUUGAGCAGUACCAGCAUAGCGCGCAACUGCACACGCCCACCAACUCCCCGCUCGGCACGUUCUCGCCUCCGCUAGCGGCUGAGGGCGGCGCGCCUCGUCCGCGGCUGGAGGAGAGCUUCACCAUCCACCUGGGCAGCCAGCUCAAGCAGACGCACAACGUCCGCAUCGUCGCUAUGGACAUGCGCGACCUGUGCACUCUCGACCACGUCGACAACCCCCUCGAAUCGUCUCGUCGGUUACAAACAUCCCUAGGAUUAUAUUCGACUGAGUUAUCAGCGUGCGUGCUGAUAAGCGAUCGCGUGCCGCCCGACGCGCUGCCCGCCGCCGCCGCCGCCACAGAACAUCACUUUCCAUCCGUGGACGCACAGCUAAGGGAGAUUGCUGAGAGGAUUAAGGAGCCCCUCAGGGGGAUUGCCGAGAGCAUCAAGGAGCCGAUGGGUUUUACAGUAGGUUGUUGCUAUCUUACAGCCAGACAUAGCCUGCCUAGCCCUCUAGAAGCAUCCCAGCAGCUGCAGACGUCCCUAGGAUUAUAUUCGACUGAGUUAUCAGCGUGCGUGCUGAUAAGCGAUCGCGUGCCGCCUGACGCACUGCCCGCCGCCGCCGCCGCCACCGAACAUCACUUUCCAUCCGUGGACGCACAGCUAAGGGAGAUCGCUGAGAGGAUUAAGGAGCCGCACCACUUCCCGUCUGUGGUGCACUUAGAGAUCACCGAAAGGAUCAAGGAGCCAGUGAAUUUCUAUAACAGAUCGUCCAGACAUAGCCUGCCUAGCCCUCUAGAAGCAUCGCAGCGGCUGCAAACAUCCCUAGGAUUAUAUUCGACUGAGUUAUCAGCGUGCGUGCUGAUAAGCGAUCGCGUGCCGCCCGACGCGCUGCCUGCCGCCGCCGCCGCCACCGAACAUCACUUUCCAUCCGUGGACGCACAGCUAAGGGAGAUUGCUGAGAGGAUUAAGGAGCCGGCGGAGGCCCGCAACGCUCAGCGGCUUCGCGAGCAGCAAUCAAACGGCAACACAGUUGGGACCGCCAGCAAGGCUCGCUGGCGGCAAGCGAUGCAGCCCGGCGACGCGCUGGUCACGCGCCACAGCAACCUGGCCGACGUACACGUGGUGUUCCAUCUGCUGGCUGAUGACGCGCCGCUGAGGACCGGCGACAUCACGUCGCGGCACCCGGCCAUCCUGGGUCUUCGCAACAUCCUGAAGGCGGCCUGCUGCAACGACGUCACCAGCAUCUCCAUCCCGCUGCUGCUCAGGAACGACUUGUCAGAGGAAACAACAGCAGCAUGGUGCCUCCGCCGCGCAGAACUAGUUCUAAAAUGCGUGAAAGGAUUCGUGCUAGAGGCAGCCGGCUGGGGCGGCGCAGAGCCUCGAACCUUACACUUCUGUGCGCCGCCCGCCACCGCGCCUGAACUAUUCCACGCGCUCGCAAACCUACUGCCGACGAUAUUCCGCAUCUCCAACCCGGUUAAAGUCAAGCCGCCGGCGUCAUGAUUAAUGGACAGAUAGGACGAGAAUGUAAACAGCUAAACGGGCUAGGAUGCGCGCCACGAUAUAAUUUAUCGUGUAAGAUCGACAAAAUGCCUCUAUAGUCUGGUCUGUGAGCACGUAGAAUUUUGUCCAAUGACCCCAAGCUACCCAUCCUUAUCGCUCGCGCGUAAUUAUAUUGCUGUCGCGACUGUACGACGGGCGGCCGCAGUGAGUGUGCGAGCGAUAAGGAUGGGUAGCUUGGGGUCAUUGGACAAAAUUCUACGUGCUCACAGACCGGGCUUUAUAAGAUUAUGAGAGACGCCACACGGACAUUGUCAGUCCGUCGGACUUUUAUAUGUAGAACUGCGGAGCGGCACCGCAACGCAACGUGUGGCAUCUUUCUUACAACCCGAUGGGGCUAACUGCGCACCUCACUGGAAUGCGACUGCCUCGCACUUACCCGCGUUCGCCCCGUCCGUAUCAGAGCGUCGACGUGACGUCACGGAACCAGGUGCGCAGUUAACUGAACCGGGUUGUAAUCGUUGCACCCAUCAUAGCCCUGUAGAUGUCGCUUGAUCAGGCUGUCCUGAUGUCUCUUCACAUCACAUCAGGCGCCGUGCCGCACUGAAGAUAUGUGUCCACGCCCUAAGGAGCGUGCGAAAAGAAUUUCCCAUUUCGUUGGGUAACAUUCCCUCGUAUUGAAAAUCAAUGUUAUUUUGUAUCUCACAAUUUAUUAUAUUUAUUUAUUAACAA
Messenger RNA from Ostrinia nubilalis (European corn borer), 3178 nucleotides. Its product is annotated as protein C12orf4 homolog. Bases 80 to 2449 code for a protein of 789 amino acids. NCBI's taxonomy places the organism in Eukaryota, Metazoa, Arthropoda, Insecta, Lepidoptera, Crambidae. The record is from RefSeq and is a predicted model, not a curated record. The transcript has 12 exons. Gene Ontology annotation, cellular component: cytoplasm.